Cuscuta europaea is the source of this 1406-nucleotide messenger RNA. Lineage: Eukaryota; Viridiplantae; Streptophyta; Magnoliopsida; Solanales; Convolvulaceae. The record is from the annotation of a GenBank genome assembly.
UAUGGGUCGGGGCGAGCUGCCUGGGAAAGAGAAGGUUUUACUGGCAAUAGCGCUGGUCACGCUUUUGCCACUGCGAGUGGUUGCGGCGACCAUCAUAUUGGUGGUUUAUUACUUGAUUUGUAGGUUUUGCACCGCUUUUUCGGUUCCCAACGGGGAGGAUGAACAAGAGGAUUAUGCGCAUAUGGGCGGUUGGCGAAGGAAGGUGAUUAUGCAAAGUGGAAGGUUUUUCUCUAGAGCAAUGCUUUUCGUGUUUGGAUUUUACUCCAUUCGGGAAACUAAUCGAAAUAGCGACUUCGACUCCAAGUUAAAUAAUGAGGACCAAGUUUCAGAACCUGAAAGGCCAGGAGUGAUAGUGUCAAAUCAUGUUUCUUAUUUGGAUAUAUUGUACCACAUGUCAUCUUCAUUUCCAAGUUUUGUUGCCAAGAGAUCAGUGGCUAAGCUUCCCCUGGUUGGUCUUAUCAGCAAAUGCCUUGGUUGUGUCUAUGUCCAACGGGAGUCUAGAUCGCCCGACUUCAAAGGUGUCUCAGGCGUAGUAAAUGAAAGGAUCAAAGAAGCUCAUCAGAAUAAGUUUGACCCAAUAAUGAUGCUUUUUCCAGAGGGAACUACUACAAAUGGUGAUUUUCUUCUUCCAUUCAAGACUGGCGCCUUUUUGUCAAAAGUACCAGUACUUCCUGUUAUUUUAAGUUACCCAUAUCAAAGAUUUAGCCCUGCCUGGGACUCUAUUGCUGGGGCUCGGCAUGUUAUUUUACUUCUCUGCCAAUUUAUUAAUCAUAUGGAAGUGAUUCGGUUACCCAUUUACUUUCCCUCGCAACAAGAAAAGGAUGACCCAAAACUUUAUGCGGAAAAUGUACGAAGAUUAAUGGCACGUGAGGGAAAUAUGACACUCUCAGAUAUAGGAUUGGCCGAGAAGCGAGUAUUUCAUGCUGAACUGAAUGGUCUCUUUAUCCAACGGUAAUUCAGGUUCACCAUCUGUGUAAAUUCGUUGUAUGAUGUUAUUUAUUGAUUAGAGAAAAAGUAAAAAAGUAAAUUGCUGGAAACUGAUUACGGACCCCACACAUAGUUGUUCAGAUUAAGGUGAUGAAAUUGCCGCGUCCAUAUACUACUUAAAACAUGCAAUCUCCGGAUAUUGACAUUUCAUUGCAGCUUCAGUUUCUCUCUUUCAACCCCUGGGAAGCUGUCCAAUUUUUUCUAGAACUUGCGUACCUCGGCAGUUCUAGUUUUUACUAGACUAGACUGGCAAAUGCUUCUUGCUGAUAUUCAUUGUAAAGGUCGAUGCUGCUUUAGUUUCUUCCUACUUAGCUGGUUAACCUGGUUUUGUUUUAGAUUUUUACUGUUCAUAUACUAGGUCAGGAAACUCAGAAGUCAGAACUAUUCGCAAAUGUGUUCUAUAAAAUGCAAAAUUUUAU